Symbiodinium pilosum is the source of this 837-nucleotide messenger RNA. Lineage: Eukaryota; Dinophyceae; Suessiales; Symbiodiniaceae. The record is from the annotation of a GenBank genome assembly.
AUGCCUCGUGCCAUCCUGCAGCACCUGGCUUGGGGCUGUCUUGGACUUGCACUUUUCAGGGUCACAGCUGUGCGAGAUGACCUGCCUGAAUGGAGUGACUCCGUUGAUGCUCACUUGAGCACCUUGCCAUCUGCGCACCCACAGCCGGGUUGGGCACUCCUGCUGGACAGAAGGGAGCCCAACCAAGAGUUGCAUCUUCCAGGGCCACAUGUCUCGGCUCGGAAAGGCAACGCUGCAGAACUGAAUUCUGACCGAGUUGCAGCUGGCGUGGGCAGCAUAUCAGUUGGACCUUUCGAGGGAAGCUCCUCCAUGCAAAGGUUGAGUCGAAUUGACCGAGUCAGUCCAGCUGAGGGCGCACAGGCGAGCCAAUCAAAGUCAAAGACGUCCAAGCAACAGGAGACGGAAGAAGAGAAACUGAGAAACACAGAAACUUCGUCGGGUUCCUCUAGGCAUGCGGAUUUGGCGCAAGCUGUUCAGAAAGCCGGUUCUUCCAGGCGCAAGCAGCAAAAUCAGACCUCAGACGGGCUGGGGAAUGGCUCCGAGCCACAUCCAGGUAGAAGCCAUGAUGAGGCAAAAUAUGCGUACAAAAAGACCACGGAUGACAUGGAAGGAUUGCCAGAUGUAGUGGAAGCUAUGGAUGCUACCAAAGACUCUGCAGCCAAGAAAGCGUUAGCUGUCGACAAGGCUUUUGGAAAGCAGCAAGAGAAGGUGAAGGAGCUAGGAAUUGUGCUUGAUCAUCUUGCGGUGUCAGCUAAGAAAUAUGAGACGAGCGUUGUAGAUUUCUUUGCAAAGCAAGAGGACAAUGAUAAGUUUUCACCACUCGCGAAGCGCAUGUGA